CUUCAAUGUUAUUGUUUUGAAUGUUUAUGAGUUACUCGUAUAGAUUGCUCUUAUCACCAUUCAAUACUAUUUUGUGAUAUCAAAGUUUAUCUGCGUUUAGGAAUAAACCAUGACGCAUCUGGAGGUCAUUAUUGAAGAUAUUCUCAAUAACCCAUGCUGCCAACAUGGACCAACAGUUCUAUUUCACAAAACCGAUCAGAACAAUGCAACUAUUGAAAAAUAUUACGCUUGCACGGCUAGUCGCGAUGGUAAAUGUACUUUCAAGCUAAACGCAACAAAAUCUGGUACUUGCAAUCAAAAUAAGAAGACCUCGGAAAAACGUCGUGAUGAGUAUGAUAAAGUACGAUUAGCUCCAGUUUCUCAAAAAGUCUACUGCGUUCAAUGUCAGCAAUUGUUAUUACAAUCAAAUGUGGAAGAUCAUAAAAGCCAUAAACUUCUUGAAAAGCUAUCGGAUGAUAUUCUGCGGCAACCAACGAGAUUCCUGGCACCACUUAGCGUCGAUGGAAACGAGGCACAAUACUUUUUCAGUGAUUCUACACUAGCAUGUAUGGAGAACAUGCUGAAGCAACUCAAUAUAACCAAAGUGAUUUGUAUAGGAGCUCCGAGAUUUCAUGAGCAUUUACUAGUGAAUGCAAACAUCAAGUCGAUAUUGCUGGACAUUGAUAGACGGUUUCAUUGGUUUUUUGACAUUUCUGAGUAUUUAUACUAUAACAUGUUCAACCAUUUCUUUUUCGACGGAGAGGAGGCGGAAGAUAUAUUUAAGGAAUAUUUGAAUGUUAAUGAAUCUGCCGAUCGACUCUGUAUCGUCACUGACCCACCAUUUGGAUGCCGUACAGAGUUGCUAUCAUAUACUAUAAAGCGUAUAAACCAAACCUACAAUGGUGUGAAUAAGGUCAUCCAGCAAAUAUUGCCAACAUUCUGGAUAUUUCCAUACUUCAUGGAAACAUAUAUCCGAAAAGAAAUGCCUUCUAUGGAAAUGUCCGACUAUCAUGUCAAUUACACCAAUCAUCGUACCUAUCAUAGCGGUGAAAAAGGUUUAAAACAUGGCUCACCGGUUAGACUGUUUACCAACGUAUCGUUAGACAACUUCCAGCUGCCAGCAAAAGAAGGCUAUAGAUGGUGCGUGGAAUGCCAGAAAAGUGUUCAUAAAACUAAUAAACAUUGUCGAAUAUGCAAAAAAUGCCCGUCGAAAAAUGGGGCAACUUAUAGACACUGUACUAAGUGCAAUUGGUGUGUAAAACCAAACUACGCACACUGCACACCAUGUGGUCGAUGCACUCAGGUGCAGGGACACAAAUGUUGGUCAUAUAGGAAACAGCUGUGCUGUCGUAUUUGUAUGCACAAAGGACACGGAGAGAGAGAUUGUACGUUUUGGCGAGUAUUCAAGAACAGAAAAUCUGAGAAAUCAGGAUGCAUAGUUUGCGGAAACAAACAACAUACCGUUGCUGAUUGCGAUGAACGAAAACGCAUUAUCGAUGAGAAAUACUUCCUUGGAGAAUAUUAUAAUGCAAUAAACUGCGUUCAAUAAAUUA
This is a messenger RNA of Armigeres subalbatus, 1532 nucleotides long. RefSeq names its product rRNA N6-adenosine-methyltransferase ZCCHC4. Bases 110 to 1528 code for a protein of 472 amino acids. Gene Ontology annotation, cellular component: cytoplasm; nucleolus. Gene Ontology annotation, biological process: rRNA methylation. The transcript has 5 exons. Gene Ontology annotation, molecular function: rRNA (adenine-N6-)-methyltransferase activity. Lineage: Eukaryota; Metazoa; Arthropoda; Insecta; Diptera; Culicidae. The record is from RefSeq and is a predicted model, not a curated record.